CUUAUUUUGAAAUUGACAAACUUUGUUCCAAACUCCCUGGUUCAGAUCCCUGGUAUCCCGCUUUUAUGAUCUUUCUCUUCCUAAAAAUGGCGACGAACCUUAUCCUAAAACCUGAGAGCAGCAGGCAACUCGAGACUGAGGAUGAGGAAGCCGUCGCAAUAGUAAAAAGUUCAAGAAAAGAAGUGGAUCUUGGGAAUGGGAGCGAGGUGAUCUAUAUAUCCAAAUUCCUGUCCUACGACCAAUCUUGGCAUUAUUUUGAAUACCUUAACAAGAACAUUCCUUGGACUCGACCCACCAUUCGCGUAUUCGGUCGACCCUUUCUACAGGUGAGGCCCAACCUCUUGCUUACGACUAGGAAUAUCUUUCCUGCCCUUUGAAAUGUGAAGACACUUUUAAAAAUAUUGAGGCUAACAAACGACCUCUUACGGCAGCCUAGGGAUACUUGCUACAUUGCGGGUGAAGGGUUGCCAGACCUGGUUUACAGUGGAUAUCAACCACAUGCAUAUUCUUGGGAAGAAUUCCCUCCUCUCAAGGAGAUUCUUGAUGCUGUUCAUAAAGCUAUUCCCGGAACCUUCUUCAACAGCUUGCUUUUGAAUAGGUACAAGGGAGGGAACGACUACGUUGGAUGGCAUGCUGAUGAUGAGAAACUUUAUGGGCCCACUCCGCAAAUAGCAUCUGUAUCCCUAGGAUGUGAAAGGGACUUCUUUUUAAAAAAGAAACCAAAUAAAAUUUCCCGGGGUAAGGCAUAUGUCAUACACAAUAUUUUAUCUGCUCUUUAAUAAUUUUAGCUGUUAACUUUGACACUAUUUACAUAUCCUACUUGACCAUAUGUUUCAAUAAUUAUAAAAACUAAUCCUAUUAUGUACAAGUUUGCGAAAAUAUUCUCAAUUUAUAAUUCUAAAAUAUCACUCUCUAAAAUUUUUCAAGAAUUGAUAAGUAAAUUAUUAACGGUUAAAGUCAUGUCUUGGAAAACGUGAAAGUCAAACUUUUGGUAUUAUAGUAGAACGAAGGAAGUAUCAUUGAUGAAUGUGUUCCAAUUCUCUUUUGACUUUUGUCAGUGUCUUGUUCAACUGAAGUGUGUGGGUACAUUUCAUGCAAUAACUUGUAUUCAUGCUCAACGUUUAAAUAACCCUGCCCCCAAAGAUGUCUUUUUAAAAUUACUGCGUGGUCAGUUUUUUGGCAAUACGUCAAAGGGUUAAUUGCAUCUACCUUGCCCAAGGUUCAAUAAAAAAAAUCGCCCUUGAGGUUACGGAAAAGUAUAGUUAUACUCAUUAUUGGUCCCAAAUAUGUUUUAGAGAUAGAUUUAAAUACUUUAGUAACAAAAAAGUCAUUAGAAAACAUCAAAUCCAGUGUAUCGUCCUCCAGUCCUAUUUGUAAGACAUUUAGGUGAUUCUAAUUCUAAUUCCUAAAUACUUGUACAAGUUACACUGUUACAUAUGUAUUCACACAUAUGGGGUGUAAACGGAAAUUUUCCCUUAUUUAAAACGCUUUUAUCAUUUCUUUAAUCUAUGUGAAAAACAGAAUCAUGUGUUUUACUUCGUAAUAAGAAGAACCCAAUGGAAUAUAAUCUCCUAUGUCAAAGUUGAAAAUCCAACGGGUCAAAGAACCUGUUCGUUAUUUUCAGAAAUCUUGAGUGUUUUCUGGUAUUAGAUUAAUCAUUGGGAGAGGUAGAUGCAAUUGACCUCAUUGCUCAAUGUUCUCUUCCUGAGGUUUUUGUGUUAUUAAACAUUUGAGGUAAAAAUGGUGAGGGCGAGGCUCCGAAAAAGCGAUCUAGAAAGCAUAGCAAUACGGAGCAACACCGUUUUGCACUGAAACAUGGGUCAUUGUUGCUGAUGAGAGGAUAUACUCAACGGGAUUGGCUCCAUUCUGUGCCUAAGCGUGCAAAAGCUGAGGCAGUACGAAUCAACCUCACCUUCAGGCGCAUUCUUUGAAAUGUGAAACAUUUUGUUCCUGGAAAUGGAUCAAAGAAUUGUUCAGAGUGCGCUGUGGUCACGAAGGAAGGGCAAACUCGGAUAGUCAUUUUUUAAAUUAUGACUGAUCAGAUGUACAGGUUACUGUAAAUAAGUUAUAAGUUGGAUUGGGUGUGUACUAAUUGAUACGAGCCCGAACUUACUGUCUAUUGCUGUGUUCGUAUCACUUAUUAAUUUUUUUUUGUUAGUUAGAAGGUACUCCGUAUAAUUGUAAUGAUCUGAACAUGGCAUGUGCUGUUUUUUUCAAUAACUACCUUAACUAGGUAUGCCAGUAUGCACCCCGGGAUGACAGGUUUUUGGGGAAAAUAACCAAAUAAAGAUUAUGGAAGUAC
Molecule: messenger RNA, 2302 nt
Organism: Cuscuta epithymum
Lineage: Eukaryota; Viridiplantae; Streptophyta; Magnoliopsida; Solanales; Convolvulaceae
Source: the annotation of a GenBank genome assembly